AUGUCGUCAGUACAUUCGGAUGACGAUCAAGAGGAGAUAAAUGUGGACUCUGACAGUAGGUUAUCAGGUCAAUAUGAUAGAAGCAUUGCUUCCGAAGAUCGAGAUUCUGAACAUAGUUUUAAUGAUAGAUAUAGGGAUUCCCCCAACGAUCACAUGACUGAUACCCAACAACGAGUGAAUUUGCCAUUCAGUAUAUCGAGGUUGUUAGGUAAACAGUUCGAGGAUAUAGAUAAACGUAGAAAUUCUAGGGAGAGUGACGAUAGAAGUGACCAGGACACUGAGUCAGAGAGUGCUAAGGACGAUGCAAAGGAGACUGGGUUGCCUUUAAAUUUUUCUCAUAAUCCAGGACUUUAUCCUAACUCUAGUUUGUUGUUAAGACCGGGACUUAGUUUAGGUGGCGGCUAUGGGUUUCCGACUAAUCCAGGGGUUGUGAGAGUGCCAGCUCAUAGGGCACUUGGUGCUUUGGGCGCAUGGGGAGUAGCCUUAGAUCCCAUGAGGCAAGCAGCAGCCGCAGCCUUCGCGCAUCAAGUUGUGAAAGACAGAUUAAACGGUAAGUACAAAGAUUAU
Molecule: messenger RNA, 567 nt
Organism: Brenthis ino (lesser marbled fritillary)
Lineage: Eukaryota; Metazoa; Arthropoda; Insecta; Lepidoptera; Nymphalidae
Source: the annotation of a GenBank genome assembly